AUGGAUUUGAAAUUUCUUGCUCUAAUUAUUGUUUGGAUUAACUUUUCAAGUACUUCAGCAGCAGAUGAAGUGCUAGAAUGUGAAUAUUAUACUCAGAAAGAUUCAUACAUUUGCAAAUUGUUAAUUUUUAAUCCAAAUGGGUUAAAUAACUUCACGAAUAUAAAUGGAACGCAUUUUACUGGAUUUAAUAGUUUAGAUGUUCAAAGUAUUAUUUCAACAGAAGUAUCUAGUACAGUGAAUAUCCCAGGAAUAAUAUGUGAAACAUUUAUAAAUCUUAAGAGAAUUUCAUAUACAAUAAAUGGAAUUGAUGAGAUUGGAGAGAAUUCUUUCAAGUAUUGUAAAAAUGUGGAAAGUAUCAUACUAUUCAGCAACAAAAUAACUAAAAUCCACGAAUCAGCAUUCAGUGAAAAUUCCAAACUUCAAAUCCUCAAUUUAGGUCAAAAUGAAAUUACAGUUCUACCCGAAAAACUAUUUGAAAACCAAAUUGACUUGGUCUCUUUGAAUUUAAUCAGUAAUAACUUAACAGACAUGCCCAACAGAAUAUUUAGAACACAGAAAAAACUUACAGAAUUAGACCUCGGUAGGAAUCAAAUUUCAAGCCUCAGAAAUGAUUGGUUUAAGGAACUAGAAAGUUUGGAGACGUUGCUGUUGGGAGUUAAUAUUAUUGAGGACCUUCCAGUUGAUGUCUUCAACACAUUAAAAUUGCUCACUAAAAUUAAUCUUGGCAGUAACAAAAUCAAAAUCAUAAAGUCCAGUUCAUUUGGAAAUUUACUAGAGCUGAUUAAUGUCAAUCUUGAAGAAAAUGAGAUUGAAGCAAUUGAUGAAAAAUUCAUAGACAAUACAGGAGUCACCACUUUAAUAUUGAGCAUGAACAAAUGUUCUGAUAGAGUCAUAGCUGACUCAACACCAAGUCGAACGACAAUGAAGAAUUUAUUAAAGAAGUGCUUUGAAAAUUAUGAGAAAUUAAUUAAGAUAGACUCUAAUGGCUUUAAUUGGUGGUGUCUAACCGUUUCUAAUACUGGAACUGGAUUCUUUACCGAUAUUGAGGGAACUCAUGUUGAUGGCAGUCAAGAUUCAGAUGUUUUAGAAGUAACUGCAACACCGUUAUCAAAUUCAGGAACUAUUCCAUCAGCGAUAUGUGCUAAGUUUCCAAAUAUUGGAAAAACAACCUACAUUAGUAUUGGACUUGAAAAUAUCGACAGAAGUGCAUUUCGAGGUUGUAAAUACAUUAAACAAAUCAAUCUAAGUGACAAUGAAAUAUCGAACAUUGACGAACUAGCUUUCAGCAAAAAUGGAGAGCUUCAAAGGCUUUAUUUAACAAAAAAUCGUAUAUCUUCAUUGCCAAGUAAUGUAUUUGAAAAAUUAGUAGCCUUAAGACAUUUGGACAUUGGCAACAAUCAAAUCGAAAUACUGGAAAAUGAAUGGUUUGAAAAUUUAGGAAGUUUGCAAUCAUUGUCCUUAAAUAGCAAUAUCAUUAAGGAACUUCCAACUGGUAUUUUUGCUCCUCUUUCAUCUUUAGCUAACUUAAAUCUUGGACGGAAUCAGUUAGAAGUUUUGAAUUCAGAAUCAUUUGGAGAUUUAACAAAACUUACAAUAGUUGAUGUAAGAUACAAUCGAUUAACUGCAAUUGAUGAAAAGAUCCUAGAUAAUGCCGCUUUAGCUAACUUGGCAAUGGAUGGAAAUGAUUGCGCUAGUGAUGAUUUUAUUGGUCAGGAAUCAUUGAAACAGGAAUUAGGAACGUGCUUCGAUAACUUUAACAAUAUUAUUGUAACAACUACGGACUCAACUACAGCUGACUCUACAUCUGAUUCUACAGGAUCUGAUGAAACAGACAGUACGACAGAAACUACCAUCGGUGAAACCACUGAUUCCACAACGGAAGUAAACACAAGUGAUAGUACCACUGAUGAAACCACUACAGAAGAACUAAUAGAAGAAACAACUCCUGAUUCAGCAAGUGGAAUCAUGAUUGGAAAAAUUAUAUUAAUUAUUGGAAUAACAAUCAGAUUUUUGUUACAUUAAAUAUUAUGGUCUAGGAGAUCAAACAUUUUUUGGAAAAAUUAAAGCAUACUUAGGAACAAGUAGUUCCGAAUAAAUCUGGAUAAAAAUUGUUAAAAAAAAUAAAAUAAGAUUAUGAAGUGUUGGAACUAAUAAAAU
Messenger RNA from Chironomus riparius, 2157 nucleotides. NCBI's taxonomy places the organism in Eukaryota, Metazoa, Arthropoda, Insecta, Diptera, Chironomidae. The record is from the annotation of a GenBank genome assembly.